This is a messenger RNA of Danaus plexippus (monarch butterfly), 6053 nucleotides long. RefSeq lists its product as uncharacterized. The record is from RefSeq and is a predicted model, not a curated record. Gene Ontology annotation, biological process: regulation of apoptotic process. Gene Ontology annotation, molecular function: protein binding; ADP binding. Lineage: Eukaryota; Metazoa; Arthropoda; Insecta; Lepidoptera; Nymphalidae. The transcript has 20 exons. Bases 275 to 4756 code for a protein of 1493 amino acids.
ACACUUUAACAUAAACACAAAACAAACCUGACGAGUGCAACGCUGAAUACUGAUGCAACUGUAGUUGCGCUGUACUUAGUGUUUGCUUUGUUGUUUUGGUGCUGUAAGAUUAUGUAUUGUGUGGUCUCUAAAUAGCGAAUAGUGAUAUGUUCCAAAAUACGUUACAUAUAUCUUGAUUAGUUUUAAAAAAGAAGAAAGUUUAGCUUAAGUUAAACUUUUGAUCUGUGAAUGUCAUCGAAGUGGUGCAUAAAGGAAUGAAUAACAAACUGAUAAAAUGGAUAUCAAGAAGCGGAUGCUAUUGCAACACCACAUGCAGGAUAUCGUCAAAGAUCUAGACGUUAAUCACAUACUUGAUGAACUGUUCACGAAAAAUGUCAUAUCCAACGAGGAUUUCGAUCACAUAUACAACUUGCCGGAUAGGGUAGAACGUGCUAGAUUUCUCAUAGGCAUUAUACUGACCAGCAAUAAUAAUGCAUAUGAAGCUUUCGUGGGUAGCUUGCAAAAGGAUUACAAAUGGUUGUAUGAAAAGUUGUCAGUAGAAAACAAUCAAGCCAUGAUAGAAGAUAGCUUCGAAGACUGUCUAAGUAGGGGGGAUGUGCCGCGGCUGCCAGAUCACUUUAUCAGUAGAGCUUCUUUGGAAAGGGAAUUACAUUCUAAAUUAAAAAUCCUUUCGCGUCAUAAGAUCCUGGUUCUCUAUGGGAUGCCAGGUUGUGGUAAAACGGUGUUGGCUAUCAGCGUUCUGAGGAAAGAAUCAACGCUCAUCAUGAACGACUUCAACGGCGUUGUAUUCUGGCUCAACCUUAGCAACUGUAAGACUGAAGACGAUGUCAUUGCUCAACAGAACAGGUUAUACCGCAAGGCGUCGCUAAUGUUCAACCAGAAUUCGUUCAUGAAUUCAUCGAUGUCUCUAUCCAGUGCGUGUUCAAGAGGAGAUUCGUUAUCUAAUUAUGAUCAUACCAGUGAGGAAUUGAAGCAUAACUUAAAACUGCAAUUUUCCGGAGAGCCCUUGAAGGAGGCCUUGCUGGUGUUGGACGAAGUCAAUGAAAAGAACAUUCUAGAAGCUUUCGAUAUCGGCUGCAAAAUACUCGUAACUACUAGAGACAGAGAAGUCUUCGUCAACUUUGAUUCCCAGAUUGUAGAAGUAGAAAAUCACUUUUCUGAGACGGAAUCAUUAGAGUUGUUUGCUUCGUGUCUUGGUGUAGAGGCUGCGAAGCUACCGAGACAAGCGAAGAAGUUACACGAAGUUUGUAAAGGAAGUCCAUUUCAUAUAGCAUUGAUUGUGGCUGAACUAGCCGAAAAUAAAGAACGUCUGAUAAACGACCCGCAGAGGUGGAAUUAUUAUAUUGAUAAGCUGAGAAAAAAGGAACUAUUCUCUCUACCGAGACGAGAGAAACCAAUGAAGACCGUCGAAGUGUGCAUUAACUUGCUCAAACCGGAAAUGCUGGCGUUAUUCAAGAUGCUAACAAUAUUGCCAUACAACACUAAGAUAUCAACUAAAGUACUCAGCAGACUGUGGAACAAAAGUAUAAUAGAAGUUGAGAGCAUAACGAAACAGCUGAGAAGUAAAUCAUUGAUCAUGGAGUUCUACGACAGGGACCAAAAGAAUUACACCUACGAAAUACACGACUUGAUCAUGAGCUAUCUCAUAUCGAGUUCCAACGACGACGAAGUUAGGAAUAUGCACCUGAAUUUCCUCAGAAACUAUGAUUACGAUGUCUCGAACGGCGUGCCUGUAGAAAUAGCCGAUGAUGGAUACAUAGCGUUCCACAUCGGUUACCAUUUAGCCAAAACGAGAAACGCAGGCAAUAUGUGGGAUUUGUUCAAUAAACUGUAUCUAGAUUUGAGAUUUUUAGGUAACAAAGUCAGACUAACCGGCUCAGCUGAUGUUAUAUUGGAUUUGGAAACUUACGAAAAGUAUAUUACGAAAAAUUGUGAGCUCGAUACAAGACUAUUAUACAGUAUCAAAGAAUUUCUCAUAAGACACGGAACGGAUCUCUACAGGUAUCCAUGCACGGAUAUAGUACAAAGCAUACUACAGAACGAAAGCAAGGGAAUCCUCUAUACUAAAGCCAGUCAGAUCGCUAAAGAGAGAUGCGCGAAAAACGAACUGUACUUUGAGUUUUUACACGAACAAAAUGUAGAAGAAAUCAAACAUUCCACAAUAGAUGUGAAGGAGAAAAUAACUUGUGUGUGCUUCUUCUUCAAAUAUGUUCUGAUUGGAACUGCCACCGGGGCUAUUAAGCUGUUCGAGCUGAACACCAACAAGCUAGUGCGCUCUCUCCAGCUGCAAUCUUCAGUACGUGCGAUGUCUCCGCGCCUAUCGUCCCCUGCAGCGCUUGCAGCGCUAGAACACAGCGGUGUGUUGCGGCUGUGGUACGACCUGCAGCCGGAAAGUGAUCACGACAGUGACGUCAUCGAAGAAGAAUGUGAAGAAAGCUUCAACAAUAACUACCUUACCAACAAAACAAUACAACCCAAACUGGGACCGUUUCUGAACUGCCGCUGGGCAAAUGACUUCUUAGUAACACACACUUCAGAAAUAAUCAUAAUAUAUUCAAUAAACGCUGAGGUACUUCAAGUGUUGGACAACCUAUCACGAGAUGUUGAUAUCCUGUGCUGUAUUCCAUGUAACUUUGAUAAAAACGUUAUAUUCGCAACGCCGCGGAAUCUAGAAAUCGUCAAUUUGAAGACUAAAGAGAAACAAGUCUUUGAAACAACGGACAUCGUUUUAAACAUCCUGACUGUACCCGGCAGUAACAGAAUUCUUACCUUAAAUGAAAAUGAAGUCACAGAAUACGAAUUCAAAAUGUCUUUCAAACACAAAGAGAACAGGAGAGGGAAGACUGUCGUUUCAAGCAACGCUGUUAAAGAGAACAUAUUAUUUAUAUCGAUGGCCGUCAACAACACCGGCACGCUGUUGUUCGUGUCAACAAACGACAACAGAAUUAUUUGUGUCGAUCUGAAAACGAAUUCAUAUAUAUUUGAUCUACAGAAUAGGAGAGGGAACGUGACAUGUAUGUCUGUAUGCGAGGUGUCCGAGCCUGAAUACUUAGAAGGAUCGGAUCUGUUGUUGACUGGCUCCGGACAACACGAGGACACCGCCAAGGUUUGGUACAUGGAAGCUGGCUACGUCGCCGCUAACACUCAUAGGAAUAGCAAAGCUCGUCUAACAACUAAAUUCGACGCUAAUUUUGUAGCUGUAUCGACACCGAACGAUACUUCAACCAACAGCUCCACAACCACGCCGAAGAGACAUCAUUCGUUUGCGAACCAACACGAGGUUGUCAAAAAAGUUGUCAAAACCACCAUGAGCCUUGACAGGCAUACACUGAAACCGUUGAACUUGGAUGGGAUUUGUAACGGCACUAGCAGCAAUGGGAUGCAACCUCUAUUGGCGAUUGUUGAUGACAAAAAUAACAUACAGAUAAUGCGUGGCAGGAAGCUCAUAGCAGAGAUAUCAUCGUAUUCAGACCAACAGGUCACAGCGGUUCGUAUAUCGCCGUGCAACCACUACGUUAUCUACGGACUCAGUUCCGGUAUUGUGAAGAAAUUUAUCGUUCGCUCCAAGGAGAUCAAGGAUAUAAUGGACGUGAACAGCCCCGUGAUGUAUAUGAGCUUUGUUAACAGCAACAUGUUGAUAGUGGCCGGGGAGAACAAAUGUCUGAUGGCCUACAGACUCACUGACAACGGUGAAUGGGAACCGCUCAUGCUGAUGCGGGGCAACACUGAUCUAGGAUCGCAGGAACUAUUGAAUGAUAUACAAGGAGUUAAAAAGAAACCGCAACAGUUGUCAAGUAUAGACAGCGAGAGCAGUAUCAACUCAAGGGAGUUUUACUUCAAUUCCGUCACAUCUAAGCUCUGCAAGGGAAGUAGUUUGGUGGACUGUUACUGGAUACAAGGCAUGGGCCUUGUCACCAUAGAGUCAAACGCAACCAUCAAGCUGUGGGACGAAAACCUGGAGUUAGACAAAGUGUUGCACGGAAAACAAACAGCCCCCAUACAGAGCAAAGACGUACGACUGUGUUGUUCCGAUUACAAGAAGAAUAUACUGGUCAUAUGUGACUAUUCCAAUGAGUGUUUUCAGACAUUCGAAGUCAGACACGGACAAAUGAAUCUGAUACAAGAAUACGAACUCAAGAAAAAGAUAUACUCAUGUGCUCUCACAGAUGACGGAAAUAUACUGGCGCUGGGACUUGAAUCAGGGGAUGUUGUGCUAUGGAGCGUGUCGAACAAACGUUUGCUGGAGGUGUUGAAGCAUCAUUCGUCGCGGGUCCAGUGUUGUUGUUUCUCUCCGGUGCCGUAUAGACGCGGCCGGCCGGGAGCGCUCUCCCCCGCGGGGACCCCCGGGGACGACGAGCCGCCUCUAGUACUAGUGACCAUGACAGCUGAUGUAGUAUGGUGGGAUGUCAGCUACAUCAUACGGAGAAGACUCAAUAGAAACUUGAGAACGGGCAGAACCAUACUCACACCUCUACCGAGUCCAAUGGAAUUCAAAAAUGAAAUACAAUCAGACGAUAACGCCAACAAGAAUAAUUAUUUCUUCAACGAUAACUUACUGAAUCCAACGCAAAUGUGGAAAGCUAAUUGGAAACAUAAAACAUAUAAAGAAGGUUCAAAGAGGAAGGAAAUCCUUGCGUGUAUCAAGCUAUCAGGGAUGAACGCCAAGAAGAUCUGCCACGAUGAGAAGUUCUCCUGUUUCGUGACAGUCGACAACCCUGGCCUUAUAUACAUUAUGACGCUUAUGGGUUCCGUUUAGUAAUUUAAAUAAAUCAUGACGUCAUGGGUUGGAUUUAGUAUUGCAUUUAUAAUAUUAAUUCCAUAUAACGUUAGAACAAUUCCAGUUUUAUAUUAGCAAAUUUAAAUUAUGCAAUGAUAACUUUUGUAGCUUAACAUUAUUGGAUAUAAUAUCGUAACAUGUAAGCGCAUUUAAAUAGAGAAUAAGAUAAGUAGAUGAAUGAUCAAAGUAUACAAUUUUAUUAUUUUUAAUUAAGGAAAUUGAGAUCUAUUUUUUUUUAAAGUCGACGCUCUCUUUCCGAGUGAUAUGUACAUAACUGUGUUUGAUAUAAACUAGUUAUAUUUAAGUUUUAAUAAACAAGUUAGUCAAAUAUAAGCUGCCAUUAAACACAUACGUAAUAUUGUAUUUCACAUAUGCAUGUUUGACAACGAAUUUUAAAUAAUUAUAUCUCUGUCUAGUAACAAUUUGCAGGAUUCAAGUAAAUGCCAAAUAAUCUGUAUGUUUUAUACUUACAAUUUUUUAUAUUAUGUGUAUCAGAAGACUUAACUCGUGCUGAGAUCACUGCCGGUUUCCAAAAAAAACAAAAUGAAGCGCACAAUUUUACGUAAAUGUAUCCGUAUUAUUAAGUAUUGUACUUUUUAUCAUAACGAAUAAAUCCACCAGUUCGGUUUAAUUAUUUAAAUAUUAUUGUAAUGAAAUUUAUAUUAACAUAGGACUCUUAAUAAUACAGUGUCUGAUAGAAAAAAAAUGUUACAAACCACUCUGUGAUUAUUUCCCAGAGUUGUGCCAUUUUAUCAGAAUUUGUAAAUAAUGAAUGAUUAUUAAUAAUAAUAAUUUUUAUGUAUUUUAUAUAAAGUUAAUAUGAAAUGGUGCUAUAAUGUCGGAUUUGAUGUAUCAUAGAUUUGGAAGUUGUAUGUUGGCUGUUAUGAUCACCAUUUGUUAUCGAAACAUUUAAGAUCAAUUAGUAUUAAGAACAACGCUCAAAGAACGCAUUUGCUUUUCUGUUCCUAACUGUGCUAUAUUUUAAUUCAGCGGAAACGUUUUACGAUCAAACGAUUUUUUUUAUACCAUUGAAACAAUACUCUUUUUAUGUGUUCUAAAAUAUUUUUUAUGAUUAAUUAUGAAUAAUUUAUAAUACGUAAUUGUUACAGCAAUAUUGCUCCAUAAUAAAACUUAAUUACGAAGGUGAUAUUAUUACGUAUCAUUAUUUAUUAUUCAAACUUAAUGCAAUAAAUAUUAAAAAAAUCUAUUUUUAGAUAUUUUAGAUAGUACAUUAUUUUGAGAAUAAUUCUUUACAUUCAAUAAAACCGUUUUUGUA